Acaulospora morrowiae is the source of this 975-nucleotide messenger RNA. The record is from the annotation of a GenBank genome assembly. Lineage: Eukaryota; Fungi; Glomeromycota; Glomeromycetes; Diversisporales; Acaulosporaceae.
AAGACCGAUAUACGGAAUAUUCAAAAUUACUUCUCAAAUACUACUUGUCACAAGGAAUUGCGUCAGGGCAUCAUGUUUUGUUUGCUAGUGCAGAAGAAGAUCCAAUAAAUUUUAUAAAAGGACUUCCCUGGAUCGCCGACAACGAAUCGGAUAGCCUAGAUGGUGUGGCAGAUGAUGGUAAGUUGUUGGAAGAAAAGAUGACCAUUGCUUGGAGAUAUAAAAAUAUGAAAAAGUUUGAAUCCGGAAUUAAAAGCAGCAACUCUAAUAUCGUUACAUCAAGCGUCCUUCAUCACAAGCAAAUUCCCGUUGGAAGUGGCCUAGGAAAUAAUCAAAAAUUGGAAAGUGCAUUUAAUCAUGUUUUUGAUUUGACAAAAUUGAUCCCGCAAUCUACGAUCGAGUCUGCGCAAAUGACGUUAGUUGAUGUAAAUACAUGGAAUGAUAACGAGGAUCCGUACAAUAGGCUCUUGUCUAAAAUUCAUCAAGUCAUAGACGAAAAACAUUUCAGAUCAUCGGUUUCUCCACCAGCUGGCGUUGAAAGAAAUGCAAUGAGAAUUGGAAUUCACUCAAUUGCAUCACCUUCUUGGCGAUCUAAGUCUCCUCAUGACCUUUUUAGGUUUUUUCAUGCUCUACGUGGUUUGCUACGGAUUUCAUGUAGUUCAGCUGUAAUAACAAUUCCAGCUCAUCUAUAUGACUCAUCUUUAUUCAUAAGACGCAUUGAACAUAUGAGCGAUUCCGUGAUCGAGCUAGAAUCAUUUGCGGGUUCUCCAUCAGCCGCUAAUUCAGUCUACAGUGCUACUUAUCAUGGUUUAUUUCAUGUCUAUAAGUUACCCACAAUCAAUUCACUCUUGUCCUCUUCAGCAAAAUUGUCGAUACUCUCCGGAGGCGGUGGAAAUAAUUUAGGAUUUAAAUUAAGGAGAAAAAAAUUUUCAAUUGAAACUUUUCACCUACCGCCAGAAGGUGGUGUUGGUGAGAGGC